CGAACGAUGCGCACACGCACCGCGCCGCCCCCUCCUCUGUAUAUAGCCUCCAGCGACCGCGACGGCCUCAGUUAAUAUAUCCACACCGUACUGUGCACACGUCUGUCCAAUCACAAUGUUCUCAGCGCGCGUUCUAACGUUCGCCGUCGUCUUGACAGCGGUAGCCGCGCUACCGGCGUCAGACAAGCCGGCCGUACCCCGCCCAGUCACAACAAUCACAGACGCCGACGUCGAUGACGCACCGUGGUUCAGUUUCCCAUACUUCGGUAACCUGUUCGCCCCGCUGUUCAAACUGUUCCCGACUAUAGCAGACAUCGGCCCGAGGAUCAUUGCCGAUGACGAUAAAUUCCAAGUUAUAGUUGGCGUGAAGGACUACAAGAAGGAAGACUUGAAGGUGAAGGUCAAGGGAGACUUCAUCUUCGUGCAGGGAUCGCACGAGGCUAAGCAGGACGAUCGUGACAUAUUCGCGAGCCAGUUCUUCCAUACGUAUACGCUUCCGGCCAACUCCAGUGCUGCUGCAGUGACCGCGGAGUUAAGCAGUGAUGGUUUCCUGAUCGUCAGUGCACCGAUCGGCGGUGCUGCUGAAAGUACCAGUGAGACUGACAGAGAGGUCCCGAUAACGGAAACCGGUGCCCCUUACCUGAAAGAAGAAUCGACGACGACCGUUGUACCAUUGGAGUCGGAAAGCGACAAAAAGGAAUCGACUACACAGUCGGAACGAGAAGAGGUCACCGAAAAGGACAACGUCAUACCCCACGGAAACGAGAUCCCUGUUUAAUGUGAUAACCUAGUUCUUAUGUAUUUAGAUAAAAAUCAGUAUUUUUAAUAAAUAUUUUUCUAUUUAAGUUCAGUGUUUCGUUUCGUACGUUCGUUGGCUUGACGUUUCGCUUUACGCUCGGUGCGUAUGAAUGCAAAUAUGCUCCAGACGUGGAUGUGAGCAACAAUACAGGAUAUAAAAGUUCUGGUUGGCCUUUCGAGUAAUCAUUCAAAGGAAGUUAUUUGAAUAAUAAACAAAUAUGUCUUCUUCAACUUUCUUUUUGAUCUGCCUUCAGGCUCUGCUCUUACAGAAUGCUUACAGUCAGUACCUGAACUAUGGCAAUUUGGGCUUGACUGGAGUGGACUUUGACGUCCAAGCCACCAGCAGCGCAAGAGCUGGUCUCGAAGGAUAUCUUGGAAACGGUGGUCUCAUUAAUUACCCUGGUGCUGCCAACCUUGGUUUGAGUGGACUCGGCCUCGCUAAUACUGCCGUGAGUGGUGGUUUGGUCGGUCUCAACGGUCUUGGCGUCAGCAACGUCGGUCUUGGUGUCAGCAACAUCGGUCUGAACCAGCUCAGCCUCGGCAACGCCGGUGUCACAGCAGCUGGUUUGAGCAACGCUGGCCUAGCGCUCGGCGGUAUCGGAUACGGAGUCGGCGUACCCAACGUAGCAGCUACAUCUGGUAUCCCCGUGACUGGACCGUUCACCGCUACUGGCGAGGCUGAGCUCGUGGUCGGUGGAGACUUCAGCGUUGCCGGUCAGGCCGCGCUCGGUGGACAGAUCCCGGUGCUCGGCGCUGUCGGCUUCUCCGGUGCUAUACCCGCCAGCGGUGUCGUUUCCAUCGCCGGCAACUGUGGCUGCUCCAGAAUACCCCUGUAAAUUGUAUUCGUGUUUUAAAAUAAAAGAUCACCGAAUUAUGCAUGUAAUAUGUUUUU
Molecule: messenger RNA, 1690 nt
Organism: Chilo suppressalis (striped riceborer)
Lineage: Eukaryota; Metazoa; Arthropoda; Insecta; Lepidoptera; Crambidae
Source: the annotation of a GenBank genome assembly